Messenger RNA from Dipodomys spectabilis (banner-tailed kangaroo rat), 3327 nucleotides. RefSeq names its product solute carrier family 20 member 1 (gene Slc20a1). Lineage: Eukaryota; Metazoa; Chordata; Mammalia; Rodentia; Heteromyidae. Gene Ontology annotation, molecular function: phosphate transmembrane transporter activity. Gene Ontology annotation, cellular component: membrane. Gene Ontology annotation, biological process: phosphate ion transmembrane transport. The record is from RefSeq and is a predicted model, not a curated record. Bases 527 to 2545 code for a protein of 672 amino acids. The transcript is spliced from 11 exons.
GUCGUGGCGCCGGCUAUAAGUAAGGGCCAGCGCUUACUUCGCCAGAGUGAUGGCUGCUGGCGCGCGUUGCGCUUUUUCUCAUUCCAGUCGCUGAGGUACCCGUAGCUGUACUUUCCUGGGUGGGACGCGAGCCCUGCGAAGCGUUCCCGGUGUCGCUGUCCUGGCCCAUCUGCUGGCCAGCCGCAGGUGCGUGCGUCCAUCGCGUCGCCGCCAGGAUCUCGCCUCGUUGUCUCCGCUAAGCCCUCGGUUUCCUCUGGAUGAACUUAUGUCCUUUUUCUAACGCGCCAUGGAAUUCUGCGCCGUGCUUGUAACCCUCCAGAACCCAAGAAACCCCAGACAGCAGACGCCCUGCAGCAUCGUAUAGCAGUGACUCCUCCGCCCGGUUUCUGUGCCGUAGUUUACAGUAUUUAAUUUUAUAUCUUAUUUAUUAGCAUUUUGAUACCUCAUAUUCUGUUUACACAUCUUAAGAGCCGUUCAGUAAUUCUCUCAUUCAUUAGAAAAGCAUAAAACCACUAUUCUAGAGAGAAUGACACCAACCGCGGCCCUGCCUACUUCUGAUUACCUAUGGAUGGUCAUCCUGGGCUUCAUCAUUGCAUUUAUUUUGGCAUUCUCCGUGGGAGCCAAUGAUGUAGCAAAUUCGUUUGGUACCGCUGUGGGCUCAGGUGUUGUGACCCUGAAACAAGCCUGCAUCCUAGCUAGCAUCUUUGAAACAGUGGGCUCAGUCUUGCUGGGGGCCAAAGUGAGUGAAACCAUCCGGAAGGGCUUGAUUGAUGUCAAGAUGUACAACUCUACCCCAGAGCUGAUGAUGGCCGGCUCAGUCAGUGCUAUGUUUGGUUCUGCGGUAUGGCAACUAGUGGCUUCGUUUUUGAAGCUCCCCAUUUCUGGGACACAUUGUAUUGUCGGUGCAACCAUUGGUUUCUCCCUUGUGGCAAAGAGACAAAACGGAGUCAAGUGGUCUGAACUGAUAAAAAUUGUGAUGUCUUGGUUCGUCUCUCCACUGCUGUCUGGUAUUAUGUCUGGAAUUUUAUUCUUCCUUGUUCGUGCAUUCAUCCUCCGAAAGGAAGACCCAGUUCCUAAUGGUUUGCGAGCUUUGCCAUUUUUUUAUGCCUGCACAGUUGGAAUAAACCUCUUUUCCAUCAUGUAUACUGGAGCACCGUUGCUGGGCUUUGACAAACUUCCUCUGUGGGGUACCAUCCUCAUCUCGGUGGGCUGUGCAGUUGUCUGUGCCCUUAUCGUCUGGUUCUUUGUAUGUCCCAGGAUGAAGAGAAAAAUUGAACGAGAAAUAAAAUCUAGUCCUUCUGAAAGCCCCCUAAUGGAAAAGAAGAACAGCUUAAAAGAAGACCAUGAAGAAACAAAGUUGUCUCUUGGUGAUAUUGAAAACAGGAAUCCUACUUCUGAGGUAGGGUCUGCCAUUCUGCCUCUCCGAGCUGCAGUGGAGGAGAGGACAGUGUCUUUCAAACUUGGAGAUCUUGAGGAAGCUCCAGAGCGAGAGAGGCUUCCCAACGUGGACCUGAAAGAGGAGACUAGCAUUGACAGCCCCAUGAAUGGUGCAGUGCAGUUGCCUAAUGGGAACCUUGUUCAGUUCAAUCAAGCUGUUAGCAACCAGAUAAACUCCAAUGGUCACUAUCAGUAUCACACUGUGCAUAAAGAUUCUGGCUUGUACAAAGAACUGCUCCAUAAACUACAUCUGGCCAAAGUGGGAGACUGCAUGGGAGAUUCUGGUGACAAGCCUUUGAGACGCAAUAAUAGCUACACUUCCUAUACCAUGGCAAUUUGUGGCAUGCCCCUGGAUUCAUUCCGUGCCAAAGAAGGUGAACAGAAGGGAGAAGAAAUGGAGAAGCUGACCUGGCCUAAUGCAGACACUAAGAAGCGAAUUCGGAUGGACAGUUACACCAGUUACUGCAAUGCUGUAUCUGAGCUUCACUCGGCAUCUGAGAUGGACAUGAGUGUCAAGGCUGAGAUGGGUCUGGGUGAGAGAAAAGGGAGUGCUGGCUCUCUUGAAGAGUGGUAUGACCAGGAUAAGCCAGAAGUCUCUCUUCUCUUCCAGUUCCUGCAGAUCCUUACAGCUUGCUUUGGAUCAUUUGCCCAUGGUGGCAAUGAUGUCAGCAAUGCCAUUGGUCCUCUGGUUGCUUUGUAUCUAGUUUAUGUCACACAGGAUGUUUCUACUGAAGCGGCAACACCAAUAUGGCUUCUACUAUAUGGUGGUCUUGGCAUCUGUAUUGGGCUGUGGGUCUGGGGAAGGAGAGUUAUCCAGACUAUGGGGAAAGAUCUGACACCAAUCACACCCUCUAGUGGCUUCAGUAUUGAGCUGGCAUCUGCCCUCACUGUGGUAAUUGCAUCAAACAUUGGCCUUCCCAUCAGUACAACACACUGUAAAGUGGGUUCUGUUGUAUCAGUUGGCUGGCUCCGAUCCAAGAAAGCUGUUGACUGGCGACUUUUCCGCAACAUUUUUAUGGCUUGGUUUGUCACAGUCCCCAUUUCUGGUAUUAUCAGUGCUGCCAUCAUGGCUGUUUUCGAUCACCUCAUCAGAGCUUUUAAAUCUUAAAUUCGUGUCAAUGUUUGGGACCACCUUACACAUUUCUGCUCCCUUGAAGAAUGAAUAACAGUGUUACUGAAGACCGAGAAGAGUUUUAAAUUUGAGACCUGUGGGAGGGAAGUGUUAAUUAUACUAUAAUUGCUUUUGUGCUAAAUAUGACUUGUCUCAAAAUUAGCUAUGUAAAAUAACCAGGUUUCCACUGGUUCCUACUAAGUCUCCCUUCUGGGCUGUGAAUUCCUGUACAUAUUUCUCUACUUUUUGUAUCAAGCUUCAAUUCCAUUAUGUUUUAAUGUUGUCUUUAAAGAUAGCUUGUGUGGGUUUUUUUUUUUUUUUUCUUUUUAACACCAGACAGAACCAUUUGACAGAAUAUACUCUGCUUUGUUGGUUUCACCAGCUUCUGCCCUAACACGCACCAGGUGUUAACAAUAAAACAUAGCUGAAGCUUCCCUUAUAGUCUCUUCUAGAAGUGGAGUGAGUCAUUGGCACUCUGCCCUCCUGUCAUUCAUGGCAGAUUUUGUUGGCAUAUAUGGAAACCUUAGAGGGAUGCGGUUCUUUGGACACAGUGAAAAUUAAAGUUAGUAGUAACUUCUUUGCAAGUGACCCAUUGGUUUAUUGCUGAGAAGUAGAAGAAAAAAAACCUUUGGACAAUUGUGGUGAUUUCUUUUAAGAUUUUUGACAGUAUGGGUUGGGUGAUUGAAGUGGAAUAUGAAUUUGGGGCAAUUAAAAUGGGACAGCCUUCCAUGUUCAUCUGUCUACCUCUUAACUGAAUAAAAAGCCUACAGUUUUUAGAA